Molecule: messenger RNA, 1380 nt
Organism: Haemonchus placei
Lineage: Eukaryota; Metazoa; Nematoda; Chromadorea; Rhabditida; Trichostrongylidae
Source: the annotation of a GenBank genome assembly
AUGACGCCACGACUCGAUUAUACCGAUCGAGUAGCUGACAUUGACAAAUGCCCACCGUCACCAGACGGCGAGGAGCGACUGGAUAAAAUCAAAAAAACUACUCCAUGGCUAUCCGUGUAUGUGGCAGCGCUCUGUUCUUUUGUACAAGCCCUACAAUUCGGGCUGUUCUUCUCCUCGUUGUGGCCGUAUUUGAAACGUCUUGAUCCAACUGUGAACGAAUCAUUUUUCGGCUACGUGGUUGCUAUAUACAGUCUCGGCUCAUGCAUUGCAUCGCCGGCAUUCGGUUACUGGAGCAACCGUAUCAAACAGGUAAGAAUACCGACGAUUUUCGGCUUCAAUAUGAUGUUGCUUGGGAACCUCAUAUAUCUCAUGCUCGACACUCUUCCGACAGGCCAACGUUACGCUAUGGCUGUGUCUCGAGUGUUGAUUGGAAUCGGAUCAAGUAACGCAGUACUGCUACGAACGUAUGCUUCUACAGCAUCGGUAUCUGCAGAUCGGACGAGAUCAAUCGGAUGUGUCGCCGCCGGAAUCGCUGCUGGACUUGUCAUCGGACCUGGCCUGCAGGCACUUUUCACUCCUCUGGGUGAAGAAGGACUCCGGCUGCUUCCGGGUUGGUCCCUUGACAUGUACAAAGCACCAGCACUUCUAGCCGCUGUUGUGAACAUCUGUGGCAUUGCACUGAUGUAUUUUGUAUUUGACGAGACCUAUGCAGGACUCAAGGAUGACAAAGAGGUGAUUUGCUGGUUGUUCGCCCACAGUGCUCUCAGUAUUACAAACUACCUCAAUCAACUACCCGUUCAGGCUAAGGAAUUGCCACCAGCCGAUUUGAUAGCUGUGGCUGUUUGUAUUGUUACCAGAUUCACCCAGCUUUCCGUAUCGACGAAUAUCGAAACGCUUGGAUCCGCUUACUCGAUGAUGAUGUUCGACCUGUCGGCACCGGAUGCCGUUCGGGUAAAUGCCACCUCCCAAGCUGUCCAAGGAGUUGCCGCAGCCGUCAUACUCCUCCCAUUUCUCUUCUUGAACAUCGGAAAAAGAUUGAGACAACGCACAGUGAACAUCGCCUGCGUAUUGGGCUUUAUAGCUUUUCAUCUCAUCACGUAUCCAUGGGGAUUUGGAAAUGUCGGCCGUGUCACUAGCAUUUCAGAGUCUGAACUCGGUGGCUGUGAUGCCGAGCGUUUCAGUUGGUGUACAUCCACACCUCGAGUGAAUUUUUGGGUGUACUACGUCUCGUUGUGCAGUGUAUUCGAAGUCACAUAUGCGUUCAGUAAUGUUGUGCUGUCGACGGUAUUCUCGAAAAUCAUCGGUCCCAGACGUCAGGUUAGAUGGUUUAUCCUCAACUUCAAGUGUUUAUUGGAGCCUUGUAGGAGAAAAUUAUUGUAA